AAGUUCUCUUACCCGCCCCUCACGAUCGCACGCCCCGGAGUUUCUGCAGACGAUCGGCGCAGCCAAGCCGCCUCUGGACCGAAUCUCUGCCGCCCACCUUGCCCUGACUCCAACAUGACUGCGGGAGAGGAGAAGACCGAGCAGCAGAUCCCCAUCGAGGGUGAGGAUAUCACCCCCAAGAAAGAUGGAGGAGUUCUGAAGCUAGUGAAAAGGGAGGGCACAGUGGAUGAUAUCCCAAUGACAGGAGAUAAGGUAUCUGUCCACUAUACAGGUAUACUCUUGGAUGGAACUAAGUUUGAUUCCAGUAGAGACCGGGAUGACUAUUUCACAUUUGAUCUUGGAAAAGGUGAAGUUAUUAAAGCAUGGGAUAUUGCUGUGGCCACCAUGAAGGCUGGUGAAGUUUGUCAAAUCAUCUGCAAACCAGAAUAUGCCUAUGGCUCUGCAGGCAGCCCGCCAAAAAUUCAACCAAAUGCCACUCUUGUAUUUGAGAUUGAACUUUUUGAAAUCAAAGCAGAAGAUUUGACAGAGGAUGAAGAUGGCGGAAUCACUCGGCGAAUCAGAAAGAAGGGAGAAAGUUAUUCUAAACCAAAUGAAGGAGCCUCAGUUGAGGUCCAUUUGGAAGGCAAAUAUCAGGGUACUGUCUUUGACAGUCGUGAUAUAUCAUUUAUUAUUGGAGAAGGUGAAGAAGUUGAUAUUCCUGUAGGGAUUGAGAAGGCAUUGCAGGAAAUGGAAAAAGGAGAAGAAGCAAUUAUAUUAUUAAAGCCAAAGUAUGGAUUUGGAGAAGAAGGGAAACCAAAAUUUCACAUUCCAUCAAAUGCAAACUUAGUAUAUGAAGUUGUGUUGAAGAACUUUGAAAAGGCAAAGGAAUCUUGGGAAAUGAACAUAGAUGAGAAGCUGGAACAGUCUGCCAUUGUCAAGGAAAAGGGAACUGCACAUUUCAAGUGUGGCAAGUACAACCAGGCUACCAUACAGUACAAGAAAAUUGUAUCUUGGUUGGAACAUGAAAGUGGACUGUCUGAGGAAUUAUUACAGCAAUCCAACGCACUGAGGCUAGCAGCACAUCUUAACCUUGCUAUGUGCUACAUCAAAAUGGAUGAGAAUUUACAAGCUGUAGAGAAUUGUGAAAAGGCAUUAGAGCUAGAUGCAAACAAUGAAAAGGCUCUUUUUAGAAUGGGCGAGGCAAGACUUGCUCUGAAUGAUUACGAACUGGCAAAAGCAAACUUCCAGAAGAUUGUGCAGCUGUACCCCAACAAAGCAGCCAAAAUGCAAAUUGGAAUCUGUCAGAAGAAAAUAAAAGAACAGUUGGAUCGAGAGAAAAAGAUCUAUGCUAAAAUGUUUCCAAAAUUUACAAGUACUGAUACUAAGCAGGAAGUUCCCAAAACAAAAUCUGAAAAGGAUACUGCAGUGGAGGAGGAGAAUAAGGAGAACCUAGAUGAAGGAGGCAAAGGAGAACCCAUGGAAACAGACACCAACCACAAGUCCCAAGAAUUGGAUGCUUCGGCAUGAGUAUGAUGUGGAGUUUGAAGCUGCAUUACUUUGAUUGUUUUAAGGCUUGAAAUAGUACAGUAUCCUGUGUGUAUAAUAUUUGCACCAGUAAAGAAUUUAACUUACCUGAGUCACACAAGGUAUUUAAAAACAAAAUGACAGCACGUGCUGGCAUUGAAUAAGAUUAGAUUGGCUCAGUCAUCUUUUCAAUGGCCUAACUUUGGCGCACUGCUAUAUCAUAGACGCUGAAUGAGAAAAGUCUACUCAGGAGCAUUUAAGAAAUGGAAAUAGAAUAAGUAAUUGGUAACUGUGUGUAAACUGUUCUAACUUGAAAAUAAAUUGAUUCUUUAUUGCAAGAUAUUCUGCAUUCACCCAAUGAUGGUGUUAUUACAACUUUUUUCAUGUCCUGUCUACUGCAGUAAGUUUAUUCUGCUUAUACAGUGAACCCCAAAAAAAUAACAUUUGUAACACGUUCUUGCAACUUGGGUAAUGUUUUCGGUGUUGUUAUUGUUGUGUUACUGAGGUGCACUUGAUUAUUUUAAGGUGACAGAUCUUGUUUUCCUGUCUGUAACUUGUACAUUUUCUAUCAUCGGGUAAUGCAGCUUUUUUUAUAUAGUUACUGUAUUCCACAGAAUGAUUAUUUUAAGGUGACAGAUCUUGUUUUCCUGUCUGUAACUUGUACAUUUUCUAUCAUCGGGUAAUGCAGCUUUUUUUAUAUAGUUACUGUAUUCCACAGAAUGACACCAUUUAUUGUUAAAUAUUGAUAGUUAUUCAUUGUUCCUCUUAAAAGUAAGUUGUGGGGGAGAAGGCCAUCAUUUAUUACAAUGAAACUCUCAUUCAGUCCAGCUGGUCUAUGUUCUGUUUUGCACAACCCAAGCCUUUUACUUCUGAAUUUUAUCUCAUCUUAUUAGUCUCUCUUCCUGUCCAUUUCUUUCUUAUAGAUCUACUUGGUAAAAUGCAGUCACAACCUACAUGGUGACAGACUCAGUGUUUUGUUCAACGUUAAUAAAAAGGUUUUUCUUCAAUUUCUUAGCUUAUUCCUGGGUAUCUUCUGUAUUCUAGAUUUUCUCCAUGUAAACCCAUCUUGAAAAGUCAUAAUUUUAAAGACUUUAUUAGGAUACCCCUCGACUUACUGAUUAAGAACAAAAUUAUCAGUCUAUAUCUUUCCUUUAAUUCCAAAGUCCUUUAAUUCUGGUGUCAUUUACACAUCUUUGCAGUACUUCUAUAUCAGUAUCCUUUUUGUGGAAGAAUAGUGCAUGUCUUCUCUACUCAAAUGUUAAUAUUUAAUGAGGAAAAAGAUCUACCACGUGUUUCAGAAUGAUCCAAAAGAAUUCCCUUUGGUAGUUUUUCAUUUAAACAUCAGUACAUCUGAAAUCUGAACAUCCUUCACAUCAUUGAUUGCUGAGUGCCCUCACAAUUGACUAAACACUUCCUUAAUAGGCUUCAACUAUGGGGUUCUUCAGAUUACAUCUUGAGUGUCACUGAGUCAAAAUCUAAAUGAUUUCUGAUUUUUAUGAUAGAUCCUGAUUUGUGUUUUUGUCUUCUUUUGGUUCUUGUGAGUUAACAUUGUAAACUGUUGUCCUACAUUUUAAGAUGCACUAUCUCCAUGACAGCCUCAAGAUUUUCAUUGCUGUACAUAGUCUUAUUCUGUUAAGGAAAUAGGGGAUUAAAUGUGUGAUAAAUUGA
This is a messenger RNA of Mobula hypostoma (lesser devil ray), 3171 nucleotides long. RefSeq names its product FKBP prolyl isomerase 4 (gene fkbp4). Gene Ontology annotation, molecular function: protein binding; peptidyl-prolyl cis-trans isomerase activity. The coding region runs from base 115 to 1506 and encodes 463 amino acids. The record is from RefSeq and is a predicted model, not a curated record. The transcript has 10 exons. Lineage: Eukaryota; Metazoa; Chordata; Chondrichthyes; Myliobatiformes; Myliobatidae.